UUUGGCCUUUUCGGCAGUUCGGCGUUUUUAGUGCGAUUCCAACGUUUCACAUCGCUUGUUGUUCAUAAUCGUUGUCGUCGUCUUUUUCGUCGUCGUAUCCGUCACUGUUGCCGUCGCUUGCGUUUUGCGUCCGCAUCCGGUUCACGUUAUCAUCAAACAGUAAAACAGAAAAAACACCACAACAACUCGAGAAGAAACGAAAUCAGCUCAUACAAAAACAUUCCCAGUGUAAAAAAAACAACAACAAAUACCAAUGCAUUGAAAUCUCCGCAAGAGGAACAAAAGACCUACGCGAAUAACAUACACACAUCAAACUCAUGAAUUCACAUCAAAUAAAAGCAAAACGAAUGUGAUAUUUAUACAUAAUUUCAAAAAUUUACGCUUAAUGUGAUUGAAAGUGCAUCAGAACUCGUGAAAACACGAAAAAUCAAAAMUUCAUCGUUUAGAAAAAUAUAUUCAUCAGCAACGAGAAUCGCGAUAAACUCAUCAGUUUUACAAAAGCAAAAAACAUUUAAAAAUAAAAAUAAAAACUCAAACAUAUGUGUAUCUAUGUAAACGAAACGCUCGAAGCAUUCGCGAAUAAAUCCAUAACUCUCAGCGUGUGCGUACUAACAUAAAUACCUGCACGCAUACACACAUGUACAUUUAUGCGCAUAACGGUGUGUUCUACAAGUAUUSGCCAACAUCAGCUUCAUUCAAUGUGUAACAACUGCAUCCGCACCCCCCGCGCARCCAGCAUAAGCCAACACAACGCGCAUCUAUUUAUUUAGUACAACAACAACAUACAGCGAUUACAACUAUUUAAGCAUUCUCAUCGAACAUACCAAAUCGCAACUGACAUUUGACAUUUAAUACAGCGACCCAGGCAUCUAGCACCAACAACAAAAAACAUCGUCAUCGGCAACUGCGUUCAACGGCAGCCACAUUUCGAUACAUCGAUACAUACAGACAUCACAGCAAGUGUGCGAAUUGACACCUACUUGCCAAGGCGCRUACCCCAGGCCAGCCGAGUCAUUUAGUUACGUCACUGCAUCUGUCACCGCUCGCUAAUAGCGGCGCUUGAGCAAACGCRUCGCAUUGACUAGCGCUAAGUCAGUUAGUAAGUCAGUCAGUCAGUUGGCCUCAGCCUCAGUUCUCUGCAAAGACAGCAAGAAAGASUAAAAUAAGAACACGGUCACGUCGUUGGAGUGUAGCCGAGCGAAUUUUCGAGCGCUGAGCCAAUAAAGCCAGAGAGCACCAGCUGCAGACAACGAGAAGUGGAAAAAGUGUUUCUUUUGAACGUUUAAGAGAAAAAUAUAAAACAGCCAGAAUAAGUUUACGCAUACCCAUCUAAAGCGUAAUUGCUAGUGCAACAACCAACAACAACAACUACGUAUAUUGUUACAUAAAUAACUAAGAACAAAUAGUGAAAUGCGACAACAGCACAUAAGAGUCUAGCGAAGACACAAACCAUUGCGGGAAAAUUAAGUGAAAAUUGGCAACAGAGCAAGCCUCCAAGACACAGAAAUGCUCUAAAGAACACUGACUCCUAUUGAACAGGAAAUAAGAGAAAAAGUGAUUAAACUUAAUGCGAACAAUUUGAGGUAUUGCAACGGAGAAAUCUUCAGAAGUGAGCCACGUGGCAGAAAAGCACAAAAAAACUAAAAUAUAUAGAAAGAUUAAAAAAUAUCAAGCUAUCAACAUAAUUCCGGCCAUUUGCAGCAACCCUACGCCCAUUAAAAAAAAAUUAUAAAAAAMUUUGCAUAUAUUUAAUUGAAAGACUGAAAGCUCAGAGAAGCCACGGCAUUAGUACCUAUUAAACGCACACAUUCGCAUACGCAUAGAGCAAGCAAAAGGACACAUUUGUUGCUGUUACAGCACGCGCACAACAUGACCCAACCCAACUCACCUGCAACGCUACAGCAACAGUUGCAAGUGCAGGCGAACUGCAACGGCUCGGCAGAGAGCCUCAUGAGCAACGCYUUCGACUUGAUUGGCGGCGCAAGCGCCGCGCAGCAGUUCUUGAAUCACAUGGACUUGUAUGCGCAACAACAGCGCCAGCAACAACAACAGUURAACUAUCUGCAACAGCAGCAACAACAACAGUUGCAUUCACAAUCGUUGAUGGCCAAGUCACCGUCCACGUCGCCGACCAACUUCGGCAGUGGCGGCAGCAGCAACAGCAGCAGCCACAGCAACAUCACAAUUACCACCAAUAAUUUACAUACAAACUAUAAUCAACAACAUCACCAACAACAGCAACAGCAACAACAUGUCGCCGCAGCAGCAGCGGCAGCGGUGCAACAGCAUUUAGGCAAUAAGCAUUCCAUAUCGUUGACAUCAUCGCCAAUCACAUCACCAACCAAAUCGAUACUCACACAAGUGGCUGCGGCGGCCAGCAGUGUMGGUGCUGGUGCCGUUAGCGCCACCAGCACAGCAACCACGUCGCCGCCGUCAUCGUCGCCGCCAACCAUCCUAAAUAAUUUCAAUUCACAACACCAUUUUAAUCUGCAUCACAAUAAUCACCAGAUGGAUUUACAACAACAACAGCAGCAGCAACAACUGCAGCAGCAGCUACGUGAGCGCGAAGCGGCCAAUAGUGGCCUCAACAGCAACAACAACCAAACAAACAACAACAGUCCAAAUGGCGAACGCCUCUCGAAUGCCACCGCCAUGGGCACAAUCACGCCCACUGGCGGGCACAGCCCCAACGGUGGCGCACAUCAUCAGCUCCAACAGCAACAGCAACAGCAGCAGCAGCAGCAGCAGCAGCAGCAGCAGCACAACCACGCCCUGGUGCAACACCAGCAUCAUCAUCAUCAACACGGCAACAGCACAUCGCCGUUCAAGCCGCCCAGCUCAGCUUCCUGUUGGUGUUAUGGUGAGUCUGUUUGUUCGGGAAUUGAGGUUGAAAUUGAAAAUAAUAACAAUUUCUCUCAUGGCGACUCUUCCUACCACAUGAAGAUCCUAGUGCCUGCCGUGGCCUCCGGUGCCAUCAUAGGCAAGGGCGGCGAGACAAUCGCCUCUUUGCAGAAAGACUCAGGUGCUAGAGUUAAGAUGUCCAAGUCGCACGACUUCUAUCCAGGUACUACGGAGCGCGUUUGCCUCAUUACCGGCUCCGUGGAUGGCAUUAUGUCGGUUAUGGACUUCAUUAUGGAUAAAAUACGUGAGAAGCCCGAUCUUACCACUAAGAUUAUUGAUACUGACUCCAAACAGAAUCAGGAUCGUGAUAAGCAGGUGAAAAUUUUGGUGCCCAAUUCAACGGCUGGUAUGAUCAUCGGCAAGGGUGGUGCUUUCAUCAAGCAAAUCAAGGAGGAGAGCGGCUCGUAUGUGCAGAUUUCACAGAAACCAAAGGAUAUAUCGUUGCAGGAACGUUGCAUUACCAUUAUUGGCGAUAAGGAGAACAAUAAGGCCGCCUGCAAGAUGAUACUGUCCAAGAUUGUUGAGGAUCCACAGUCCGGUACAUGCCUUAAUGUCUCAUAUGCCGAUAUUAGUGGCCCAGUUGCCAAUUUCAAUCCAACUGGCUCACCGUAUGCCACCAACCAGAAUGCCAUAAAUACGAGUACCGCUUCGUUGAACUCGACUUUGGGUCAGAAUAUUGGCGGUGCAGCUACAGCUGCGGGUCUUUUAAUAAACGGUACCGGUAUUAAUUUAUCGCUAAACCUGAGCUCACCCAACCCAGCCCCGAACUUGGCGGUGGCCACACAAUUGCUUGAACACAUYAAGGUUGCACUACGCGGCUCCGGCUACUCAGAAACCGCUACCAACGAAGUGUGCGCCGCACUUGGCGUACUCGCCAAAUAUGGCGUUUUGGGCAUGGGCGUCGGUGUACCGCAUGCCAAUGGCACCACCACACUCGGCAGUUUUCUGGGUGUUACGACGUUGGAUCAGCAGACAGCUGCCGCCGCUUCAGCAGCUACUGCCAGUAAUGUUUUCGGUGCUGUGGGUCAAGUUAAUUUGGAACARUAUACAGCGGCAGCGGCUGCUGCUGCUGCAGCAGCUGCCAGCCGUCCGACGCAGUCGCAACUAGAAGCGGCCGCCGCCGCGCAAUUCGACCCUUUCCGUCAUUUGAGCACAUCAGCCACAGCGGCACAGGCCACCACACCGGUUUCGCUGAAUAACAACAGUUUCGGUUUGACUGCGGCCACCGGUACUACGUGCACAACGGCGCAGAGCCUGAGCGCCGCAACGCAUACGCUUAGCGGCUUGAGCAAGAGUCCCACACCGGGCGACCUGGGUGCUAAGGAUACCAAAAAUGUUGAAAUUCCAGAAGUGAUUGUUGGCGCUAUCUUAGGUCCAAAUGGUCGUAGUUUAGUUGAAAUUCAACAUGUUUCUGGCGCAAAUGUGCAAAUUUCAAAAAAGGGCAUAUUCGCACCGGGCACAAGAAAUCGAAUUGUAACAAUAACUGGUCAGCCGAAUGCCAUUGCCAAAGCGCAAUAUUUAAUUGAACAGAAAAUCACCGACGAGGAGACGAAGAGAGCGCGACAAAUUCCACUAACCACUGUUGUGAAUUAAAGCGAAAAACCAUUUACACAAAAUAAAAAUUAAAAAAAAAAACAAGAAAAAAAAACAUAAUAAUAAUAACUAAAAAACAACAACAUAAAAUAUAAUCGAAAGAACAUAUUUUAAGAGACAUUAAAAAUAAAAACAAAAAGCCUAUAAUAAUAAUGCAUACAGAAGAUAGAAAAACAACAACCAUAACCUUAAAAUUAAAACGAAAAGUUAUAAAAUUAUAAAAUAUGUAAAUAGAAAAAUAUUAAUUAAAAUGCUGAAGACGAAAAAUAGUUACAGUUGAGAAUUCAUACAGUUUAAAAUUUACAUCACAAAUUUAGAUGAAAGUUUUGAAAACACAAAAAAAUUUGCAGUCAAAACCGCGAAUGGUGGCAGCGUGCAAAAGCAACAAAACACAAACAAAUUUUAAAAUAAAUAGCGAAAUACAAAAAGMGAGCAUUAUAAAUGAGAAGUGAGGAGAGAAGCGGCGCGCUGCGUAUAUUGUAAUAUAUGAAAGUAGAGAUUUUAAAGCAAGAAAUUUAGGAACAAUUUAUAUACCACAUACGAAACCAAGCGMGCGCAUAGCACUUCAGAGAACAAUAACAAGCAAAACAAAAAUAACAACUGAAGUAAUUACAUARUGCAGCCAGAGCGAAACAAACAUAUACACAUACAUAUAGUGUAGCAAAUAAUUAGGCUGAGUUUUAUUAUAAUUUUUAAUAGCGAAAAUUUAACUAAUAAAAAGCAUAAAAAAGAAAGUAACAACAAACAAAAACAAAAGCAAACAUACACUGUUAAGUAAUGUUCACUUCGUUGAUUGUAGUUGGAAAAGUGCGAAAUAUUUACUUGCUGCAAAAUAAUUAAGCUAAAAGCAAUUAAGUUAGCGCUAGUGAGAAGCAAAAUGCAGGCAAG
Molecule: messenger RNA, 5382 nt
Organism: Bactrocera latifrons
Lineage: Eukaryota; Metazoa; Arthropoda; Insecta; Diptera; Tephritidae
Gene: pasilla
Product: RNA-binding protein Nova-1
Exons: 8
Coding region: 1870-4494 (874 amino acids)
Biological process (GO): mRNA splicing, via spliceosome; regulation of alternative mRNA splicing, via spliceosome
Cellular component (GO): cytoplasm; nucleus
Molecular function (GO): mRNA binding
Source: RefSeq, a predicted model, not a curated record